This is a messenger RNA of Pongo pygmaeus (Bornean orangutan), 483 nucleotides long. Its product is annotated as keratin-associated protein 9-6. The record is from RefSeq and is a predicted model, not a curated record. Lineage: Eukaryota; Metazoa; Chordata; Mammalia; Primates; Hominidae. The coding region runs from base 1 to 483 and encodes 160 amino acids. The transcript has a single exon. Gene Ontology annotation, cellular component: keratin filament.
AUGACCCACUGUUGCUCCCCUUGCUGUCAGCCUACAUGCUGCAGGACCACCUGCUGCAGGACCACUUGCUGGAAGCCCACCACUGUGACCACCUGCAGCAGCACACCCUGUUGCCAGCCCUCCUGCUGUGUGUCCAGCUGCUGCCAGCCUUGCUGCCGCCCAACUUGCUGUCAAAACACCUGCUGCAGGACAACCUGCUGCCAGCCCACCUGUGUGACCAGCUGCUGCCAGCCUUCCUGCUGCAGCACGCCCUGCUACCAGCCCACCUGCUGUGGGUCCAGCUGCUGUGGCCAAACAAGCUGUGGGUCCAGCUAUGGCCAGAGCAGCUCCUGUGCACCUGUGUACUGCAGAAGAACCUGCUACCACCCCACGACUGCCUGCCUGCCUGGUUGCCUAAACCUGAGCUGUGGAUCCAGCUGCUGCCAGCCCUGCUACUGCCCAGCCUGCUGUGUGUCCAGCUGCUGCCAGCCUUCUUGUUGCUGA